UCACGAAAGGUCUGUGUGUCUGUGCUUAAAUCUGGAGGGUGAAACGAGUCGGAAUGGCAUUGUUCAUCGUUAAUAGAUACUUUGGAGCGGACCCCAGCGGUCCAAGUUUAGAACCCCAGGGUUCAAAAGAAAAUGACAUCAUCCAUACUUUAAAUCUAAAGGCCAAACGGAAGAAGAAGGAACAUGCGUCUGGAACUGGUGAACUUACGAACCAUGCACCACAGCAACAGGACAUGGAGAAUCAUGCCAUGGAAGGCAUUGAAGGACUGUCUUCAUCCUUCAAUGAUGCUGUCUCUUUGGAGGAUUCCAAAGGUGCAGUUGGGAGUGCAGAAAGAAAACUGCAAAAAAAUAAAGUACAGAAGAAGCCUCGGGAGAGAAAGAAGUUGAAGAAAGAGACCUCAGAGACUGAAGGGUUUACCAUCCUUGGGGAAGCAACUGCUGCUAAAAGGCUUAAAGUUGCUAGAGUUCUCCCUGAUUGGUUGGCACAUCCAACUGUGAUUGGGGAAGACUUGGAAGCAGACCAGUUGAUAGUGGAAGACCUCCUUGGUCUUCAUCCUCAGCUGGUGAAGAGAUUGAAGAGCAACAAUAUACAUACCUUCUUCCCAGUUCAGAGAGUGGUCAUUCCAGCUCUGCUUGCAAGCUUUCAGAGCUGGCACUACCCUCCUAGGGAUGUUUGUGUAUCUGCUCCCACAGGCAGUGGGAAAACUCUGGCCUAUGUUCUUCCUCUUGUGCAGGUGCUGAAGACUCGUGUUGUGCAGAGGAUUCAGGCCCUUGUCGUCCUUCCAGUUCAAGACCUGGCCAUCCAGGUGUACAAGGUUUUUGUGGAGUACACCAAGGGUACUCGCCUACGUACUGUAGUUCUUGUGGGACAACAUCUCUUUCAUCAGGAACAGAAAUCUCUUGUUGCAACAGGGCCCCGUGGUGAUUACCAGUCACUUGCUGACAUAGUGGUUACAACACCAGGUCGAUUAGUUGAUCACAUUGAGAAUACACCAGGCUUCACGCUGAAGCAUCUGCGUUUCCUGGUCAUCGAUGAAGCUGAUCGUAUCAUGAAUGAAACAAAGGGGAAUUGGCUGGAAAGACUUGAAAAAGACUUCUUUGUAUCUCAAGAUGGGAUUCCAAUAGAGAGGCGGCAGAUGUUGACUGUUGCAUCUCUGGCAGCUGGACGGAGGCACCUGAGAAAGCUUUUGUUUUCAGCCACUCUGUCUCAGAACCCAGAGAAGCUUGAAGAACUGAAACUCUUUCAGCCACAGCUCUUUACUGUUCUCUCACCCAAGGACACCAUGACAGCCAUAGAUGGAGAGUCAACAGGCAUUGAAGGCAGUUUUGUUGGGAAAUACACCACUCCCAAAGAACUUAAGGAGUACCGUCUUAGAUGUGAGGAAUCCGUCAAACCCCUUGUUAUCAAGUAUCUCUUGUUGACACUGGGCUGGAAGUCAGUUCUCUGUUUCACCAACACAAGACGAGCUGCCCAUCGGCUUUGCCUUCUCCUUCGAUCUCUGGCACCAGACAUCAGAGUGGGGGAAUUCUCAUCUGCUCUCAAGAAAGAAGAGAGAAAGGGCAUUCUCAAGCUUUUUGCUAAUGGAGACACAGAUGUGCUGGUGAGCACGGAUGCAAUGGCACGGGGAAUGGACAUUCCAGACAUCCAAUAUGUCAUCUCUUAUGAUGUUCCAACCUUCCUGAAGACCUACAUCCACCGUGUAGGACGGACAGCCCGAGCCGGGCGUGAAGGUACUGCUGUCUCCCUUGUAUCCCCUUCAGAUCUCAUGGCCUUCCAGAUCAUGAUGAAGACAGCUGGUAAGGAGUCUUCAGUUGAGGAUAUGUAUGUUGAUGAAGAAGAACUCCAGAGUAGUGAGGAAGCCUAUCAUGAGGCCUUGGCACAACUCAAGAAUGCUCUUCAGGCUGAGAGAGUGACUGAGAAGAAACGAGUCUUUCCAGUCAAGAAAAAGGCAAGACAACAAAUAGGAAGAGACAAGAGGUUGAAAGUGAAGGCACACUGAAUACCAUCUGUGAUCUUUUCUUUUGCAAUGAUUGUGAUUCAUUUUUUUCUCCAAUGGACAUUUUGCCAAUCAUUCUGCAAUGAAUGCC
This is a messenger RNA of Darwinula stevensoni, 2088 nucleotides long. NCBI's taxonomy places the organism in Eukaryota, Metazoa, Arthropoda, Ostracoda, Podocopida, Darwinulidae. The record is from the annotation of a GenBank genome assembly.